Molecule: messenger RNA, 1933 nt
Organism: Eucalyptus grandis
Lineage: Eukaryota; Viridiplantae; Streptophyta; Magnoliopsida; Myrtales; Myrtaceae
Exons: 7
Coding region: 147-1088 (313 amino acids)
Cellular component (GO): chloroplast
Molecular function (GO): hydrolase activity, acting on ester bonds
Source: RefSeq, a predicted model, not a curated record
CCGUACCGUUCGCCUCUUCGAACCGUACUCUUAAGUCUUAACCGUCGCUUAAGGCGCGCAAAAGCAGCGAAGUGGCGAGCAGCGACGACGACCACUCGAGCAACAAGAAGAAGAAGAAGAAGAAGGAGGAGGAGGAGGAGAUUUCUAUGGCGGUCAUGCAUUUGGUCCUAUCCCCUCCUUCCAAAUCCCUCCUCUCCUCCUCCGCCUCCUCCGCCUCCGCCGCCGCCGCCGCCGCCGCGACUUGCCGCCCCGCCGUCAUUCUUCCGGGGUUGGGGAACAACACGGGGGACUACGGGAAGCUGCGGCUCACUCUCGAAGGCCACGGCGUCCCCAGCGUGGCCGCGAAGGUGUCGCGCCUCGACUGGUUCAGGAACGCCGCCGGCUUGGUCGACCCUAACUACUGGCGCGGCACGCUCCGCCCUCGCCCCGUCCUCGACUGGUACUUGAAGAGGGUCGAUGAGGCCGUGCGAGAGGCGAAGGAGAUGGCUCAAGGCGGCUCCUUAUCUUUGAUCGGACAUUCAGCAGGAGGAUGGUUAGCACGGGUCUAUAUGGAAGAAUUUGGAGUGUGCGAUGUAUCUCUGUUAUUGACUCUGGGCACUCCUCACUUGCCACCUCCUAAAGGACUUUCUGGGGUUAUAGAUCAAACCAGGGGUCUCUUGGAUUAUGUUGAGAAGAAUUGCAGAAACGCUGUGUAUACUCCAGAGCUGAAGUACGUAUGCAUCGCAGGGAGGUAUAUACAAGGUGCUCGUAUAUUCGGUGGCUCAGAAAUUAAUGUUGUGUCCACAAUGCCAGUUGAUGGAGAUCAAGUGAUUUCUGAGGUUGCUAUUGCCAAUGAUGUAGAAAGUUCAACAUUAAACGCCUCCACUUGGCGUGCCCGUUUUGUUGGGCAGGGGUACAAGCAGGUAUGCGGGCAAGCAGAUGUAUGGGGAGAUGGAGUUGUGCCAGAAGUAUCAGCUCAUUUGGAGGGCGCGCUUAACAUCAGCUUAGAUGGGGUUUAUCAUUCACCUGUCGGUUCUGAUGAUGUUUCCAGACCAUGGUAUGGUUCUCCAGCUAUUGUCGAAAAAUGGAUAGAGCACCUCCUCAGUUGAAUUUAAUCCCAUCAAUUGAGGAAAAUAGGCAAAGAAAGCCUCCACAUAAAUUUAGGAAAACUCUAGAUAUGAUUUAUUAUUGAUGUUAACUGAUUGCUUGGGUCACUUAAUUUUCUGUGAUAGCUGCGGGUUUGUUAUCUCAUAUGUCCAUUAUUUGUAUAUCACAGUGUAGCAUGGGAUGUUUUUCUUUGUUGAAAUGGGGCAACUACCAUAUGGUCAGUUGUCGUCUCAAUGCUUCUGUUGUUGACCUAUUUGUUGUUGGUUAGAAUUCUAGUCAAGCUGAAACUGGCAUUACGAGGAAGCAAAUUCCUAUUCCAGGAAGUCGCUAUCAAAGAUUCGUGAAAUGCUGCCUUCACAAAGCUUGGUUUCGGGGCUUGUCUUACCAGGUCUUUUGGAAUUGAUAUGAUAGGUUAUGUAUUGUUGCCUGUCGUGUGAUUAUGUUUACUUUAUAAAUAACCAAAAAGAAAGAAGAAAAACAAAAAGGGAGCAAAAACUAAAAGGCUCGUCUUAAAGAACUUUGGGUGUCUAGUUUGAGUCGGGAGUCAAUUGCAUUGCAGUAAUUUUAAUUUCGGUUUCUAGCAGAAUGCAGAAGAAAUACACAUUUGUGAUCUCGCUAUGACAAUAAAGGCCGUCAUUAUUUAGGAUUCAAGACGUGUACGCAGCUUCAUUUCCAAAUCCGGUGGAGUUAGGGUGACAAUCCUGAGAUUAAGGGGUGAUACGGGAAGAUUUCUCAUAUAUUUAUAGAAUGUGCUCACAAGGAUGUCUUUGGUUCGUCCUCUUUUUUUUAUUGACAUGGUCACCUCUCUUUAUAGGCUUAAGCAAAUAAGCAUUGUUAGUCAAUGUCA